AUGAAAGACUGGACCUCACCGGUGUAUGCUUUCUUUGAUCUGAUACCCAAGAUUAUCAAGGAGAAGGGCUGGUGUGCACAUGCAUUCAAGUGCCAGGGCAAAGGUUGCAAAACAACAGUGAGGCAUUACCUUGACAAAGGCGACAAGCGCUCGACAGGAAACAUGCGUAAGCAUGUUUGUUUGUGUUGGGGAGAUGAAGUUUUGCGGGCUGCAGAUGAAGCAAAAGAUGCUGAUGAAGUUUGUAAAAAGAUUGUUGGGAGUGUCCUAAAGGGUAAAGGAAAGGUAACAUACUCUCAUCAUCAACAUAUACAUGCAGAAUCAAAAGCUGAAAUCAUUUGUUGGGUAUCGGAAAACCUGCGUCCAUUUUUGAUAGUUGAAGAUAGAGGUUUUCAGUCUCUCAUGAAAACAGGACAACCAGAGUAUUACAUACCAUCUGCUUUGACUGUCUCGCAAGACAUUCAGCUCGUUUUUGCAAGGACACGAAAAAUUAACUUCACUACUGAUGGCUGGACGUCCCCAAACCAUAGGGCCCUCAUGGCAGUAUUGGCACACUUAGAGUACAAAGGGGAACCACUGUGCUUGCUGUUAGAUAUUGUUGAAGUUCCAAAGGUAAAAUGCACUUACAAACAUUGA
Messenger RNA from Suillus paluster, 633 nucleotides. RefSeq lists its product as uncharacterized. The record is from RefSeq and is a predicted model, not a curated record. Bases 1 to 633 code for a protein of 210 amino acids. NCBI's taxonomy places the organism in Eukaryota, Fungi, Basidiomycota, Agaricomycetes, Boletales, Suillaceae. The transcript is spliced from 4 exons.